GUACAAGUUGCCAUCUUCAGACCAGUAAGCAUAACAGGAGUCCCCAACCUGCCACUGUGUAACAUAUUUCAGUUCACCUGAAUUAUUUGGAUAGUGAUACUCCAAAUCAACUCAAGUACUGACGCUGUGCGUGAUUACCUCUUUAUCAGUUCGCAAUGCUGGAUGCUGCUUUAAGUUCAUACGGAGCCCAGGUUGUGCUGGCUACAUCAAGCGAUGAGAAUCAUCCGCCGGAGAACAUUAUCGACGGAAAAACAGAGACGUUCUGGAUUUCAACUGGCAUGUUUCCACAAGAGUUUAUCAUCCGCUUUCCAGAUAACAUGAAAAUAUUCACUGUCUCCAUUCACAGUUACAACAUUAAAAAGCUGAGAAUAGAAAAGGGCACAUCAGACGAUGCUGAUAAAUUUGAAGCGGUUGCAGACACAGAGUUUGAGCACACAGAGGGCAGCUUACAGGCUAAUGAUAUUUCUGUGAAUGUAUCAAAUACAACACAUUUGCGGUUCCUCGUAUUGUCUGGAUAUGACCAUUUUGUCUCUGUACACAAAGUUAGUGUACAAUCAUGAGAUGAUCUCCAUAAAUUAUGUUCUUUUGUAAACAUGAAGUAACUUAGAUUUUUUAAGUAAUCAAAGUGGAUCACUGUGUAUUUUUCAACAAAUAAACUUUUUCCUAAUU
Molecule: messenger RNA, 669 nt
Organism: Ctenopharyngodon idella (grass carp)
Lineage: Eukaryota; Metazoa; Chordata; Actinopteri; Cypriniformes; Xenocyprididae
Gene: hspb11
Product: heat shock protein, alpha-crystallin-related, b11
Exons: 6
Coding region: 156-560 (134 amino acids)
Biological process (GO): intraciliary transport
Cellular component (GO): intraciliary transport particle B; cilium; centrosome
Source: RefSeq, a predicted model, not a curated record